AAAGUGGCUUUUUAUACACACUCAGGCGCAAGUUAGAAGAGGCGUCUGUUGGGUUUUUCAUCGUAUCACAAAUCUCUUCCCCCUUGGAGUUUCUUUGGAUUGGAAAGAUGCAGACGAUCUCGAGAAGAUUAGCUCGUGAAUCCUUCCCUCGGCCGGCGAUUUACUCUCUCAAAUCGCUUUACCCUAUUUCUGAUCAGUAUUAUGGUGCUUAUGAUCGGCGGUACGCGUCUACGCUUGCUACCAGAGGCGUCGGACAUUUGGUUCGAAAGGGUACAGGUGGAAGAUCAUCCGUUAGUGGCAUAGUUGCUACGGUUUUUGGAGCUACUGGUUUCCUUGGGCGUUACUUGGUGCAAGAGCUUGCUAAAAUGGGAUCUCAAGUGCUUGUACCUUUUAGAGGUUCUGAGGAUGCACCUCGUCACCUCAAACUGAUGGGUGAUUUGGGACAGAUUGUUCCCAUGAAAUAUAACCCAAGAGAUGAAGACUCUAUUAAGGCAGUUAUGGCCAAGGCAAACGUUGUUAUCAAUCUAAUAGGAAGGGAAUAUGAAACUAGAAAUUAUAGUUUUGAGGUGGUGAACCAUCAUAUGGCUGAACAACUUGCAAAGAUUUCUAAAGAACAUGGUGGAAUCAUGAGAUUUAUACAACUUUCUUGCUUAGGAGCCUCUGAAUCAUCUCCCUCCAGAAUGCUCCAAGCUAAAGCUGCUGCAGAAGAAUCCAUCCUACGUGAAUUGCCUGAGGCCACAAUACUGAGACCUGCAGUGAUGCUUGGCACAGAGGAUCGGCUCUUGAAUCCAUGGGCUCAAUUUGCAAAAAAAUAUAACUUUCUUCCACUUAUUGGGAAUGGAUCCACCAAGAUUCAGCCUGUGUAUGUUGCUGAUGUGGCAUCUGCAGUUGUUGCAGCCUUGAAAGAUGAUGGCAGCAGCAUGGGAAAAGUAUAUGAACUUGGUGGGCCAGAUGUGUAUACAUUGCAUCAAUUGGCUGAACUUAUGUAUGAAGUGAUUCGAGAAUGGCCUCAUUAUGUUAAUGUCCCUUUCCCAAUUGCUAAGGCAAUCUCAACGCCUCGUGAGUUGCUGCUAAAUAAAGUUCCUUUCCCAUUGCCAACACCAUCUAUCUUCAAUCUGGAUUUGAUUCAUGCUCUUUCCUCAGAUAAACUCGUCUCACAAGAUGCUCUAACAUUCAAUGAUCUUGGAAUUGUGCCACAUAAAGUGAAGGGAUAUCCUAUUGAGUUCCUUAUUCAGUACCGAAAGGGUGGGCCCAAUUAUGGUUCUACAGUCAGCGAAAGAGUCACUCCAGAAUCAUAUCCUUAAGUGGAGUUGAGUUUGCUUCCAUCUUUUUGAUGUAUUUCUUUUCCCCAAUACAAACAAGGGAGGAAUAAAAAGAUUUCAUGUCUCAUUUCUUGAAGCAUUUGAAUCAUUUGUAUAAUUUCGAUUUUCUUUUUACACCCUCCUGUUAUGUUAAAUUUAGAAAGAAGCCAACUGAAAUUGUUUUUGGCAUCCCACCCUUCUUGAGAAUAACAUGCAUGAUAUGCUUUUAUCCUGAA
This is a messenger RNA of Lactuca sativa (garden lettuce), 1537 nucleotides long. Its product is annotated as NAD(P)-binding Rossmann-fold superfamily protein. Gene Ontology annotation, cellular component: mitochondrion. Lineage: Eukaryota; Viridiplantae; Streptophyta; Magnoliopsida; Asterales; Asteraceae. Gene Ontology annotation, molecular function: protein-containing complex binding. The record is from RefSeq and is a predicted model, not a curated record.